Messenger RNA from Rhipicephalus sanguineus (brown dog tick), 1403 nucleotides. RefSeq names its product sulfotransferase 1C2. The transcript is spliced from 3 exons. NCBI's taxonomy places the organism in Eukaryota, Metazoa, Arthropoda, Arachnida, Ixodida, Ixodidae. Gene Ontology annotation, cellular component: cytoplasm. Gene Ontology annotation, biological process: sulfation. Bases 253 to 1266 code for a protein of 337 amino acids. The record is from RefSeq and is a predicted model, not a curated record. Gene Ontology annotation, molecular function: sulfotransferase activity.
GCGGCCGUCUCGGCAGAGCCCGCUGUCCUUGGCUCCGAAUUGCCCGGAAGUUGUCAUAAGGGGCGUCAAAGGCGACCGUCACGAGUGUGAACGGCGCGCUCUCCAGCUGGAGUACGUGUUUUGACGCCGUUGUGCCCGGGUUGCGCGCCGCUCCGCCUACGUGUAGGACGUGCCAGCCGACGAAAACAGGGCUGAUCGUGCUCGAACAACUUCCCUACAGGUACAGGCGGCGCCAUUGAUAUCAACCUGGCCAUGCCGUCAUCGUGGAACCCGACAGAUGAAACCGGCAAAAAGGCCCUCGAAGAGGCAUGCAAGCCUGGACCGGCAUCCAGGAACGUCUAUAGGGACUUCGAAGGCCUGUACGUCAGCCACACGUUCACGGAUCGGAAUAUGCGCUCCGCGUUGUCCUACAAACCACUUGACGGGGACGUCUUUGUCGUCAGCUACCCAAAGUGCGGCACGACUUGGAUGCAGCACAUCGUGUACGCCAUAUACCGAGACGGCGUGGCCCCAGCCAGCCUCAUGGAGUUCAUGAGCAUGACUCCGUUCCUGGAGCUUCUGGGAGCAGAGGGCGCGCAUGCCAUGCCUCGACCGGGAGCCAUCAAGACGCACCUGCCCUUCAAAAUGCAGCCUUACUCCGAGAAGGCCAAGUACAUCUACAUCACCCGCAACCCGUACGACUGCUGCGUGUCCUUCUACUACCACACGAGGAACAUGCCGCUAUACUUAUUCGAGGACGGCACCUUCGACCAGUUCUUCGACAUGUUCAUCGAAGGCAAAGUCGACUUCGGCGACUACUUCGACCACCUGUUGUCCUGGUACGAGCAUCGCGGGGACAGCAACGUGCUUUUCGUCACCUACGAAGACCUCAAGAAGGACACUCGCGGCUGGGUUCUCAAAAUCGCCGACUUUCUGGGCAAGGAAUACGGCGACAAGCUGAGACAGAACCCGGACGUAGUCGAGAAGGUACUCUCUUCGAUAAGCGUCGACUCCAUGAAGAAGAUCAACGCGCAGCUGGGGGUCUGGGGCAAGAAUUUGACCAGCGUUCCCUUGGAAGCACUUCCUCCCGGAAUGAGGUCGUUGGUGGAAGCCAUGGGAAGCCUGUUAGAGAAGCCGGUUAAAGGAGAAUUCGUGAGGAAAGGCAUCGUGGGCGACUGGAAGAAUCACUUCUCGCCGGAGCAGGUUGCCAAGAUGAAAGAGCGGAUCGCACUCAAGACCGCCGGCAGUGACGUCAUGGACCUGUGGAAGGACGCGGGCCUGCCCUAAAUACCAACGCCGGGUGGCGAUUUUGCAUUCUUGUGGACAAAUGUCCAACAGAACCAGAAGACGGGUCAUUUAUGUGUUCUUCGAUAGAGCCGUAGCAAUAAAAUAAAUAAGCGUAAACUUGCGCACUCGUGAGUUCU